GUCGAUGAGUAAUUUUCAAGAUUCAGUCAUUCCCAGACUCAGUCGUAAUUAAUUCCCAUUUCUCACGAGUAAUUUGUAUAUUGCAAAAUGGAUUGGCUUUUCGGCAAGAAAAUGUCUCCAGAUGAGAUGCUGCGCAAAAAUCAGCGGGCCCUAAAUAAGGCGAUGCGCGAUCUGGACCGUGAGCGCAUGAAAAUGGACCAGCAAGAGAAAAAAAUUAUAGCAGACAUAAAGAAAAUGGCAAAAGAGGGUCAAAUGGACGCAGUGAAGAUCAUGGCCAAGGAUUUGGUGCGCACGCGUCGAUAUUCAAAGAAAUUCAUGCUGAUGAAGGCAAACAUUCAGGCCGUCUCACUAAAAAUACAAACGCUCAAAUCCCAAAACACAAUGGCACAGGCUAUGAAAGGUGUCACGAAGGCAAUGCAGAAUAUGAACCGGCAGUUGAAUCUCCCACAGAUACAAAAGAUCCUGCAAGACUUUGAAAAGCAAUCUGAAAUGAUGGAUAUGAAGGAAGAAAUGAUAAAUGACGCAAUUGACGACGCCAUGGAGGAUGAGGGCGAUGAGGAGGAGACCGAUGCCGUUGUCUCGCAAGUCCUAGACGAACUGGGUCUACAGCUGGGCGAGCAACUUGGAGAUUUACCUACUGCUUCCGGCUCCCUAUCCAUAGCAGGUGGAGCACAGAAAACGCCAGCCGCCAUUGCAGCGGGUGCCGUGGGUGGAGGUGGUUCUGGCGGCGGUGGUGGUGCAGGCGCAACCACAGCCGGCAGCAGCGGUGCCUCGUCACCCAUGUCCGACGCUGACGCCGAUUUGCAAGCGCGUCUGGAUAAAUUACGAAAGGACUAAACACCGCCUCUAGCUCUUCACCUAAACCUAUAGUUUAUGCAUUUUUGUACGAAUAUGAUUUGUGUCCGGUUCAAGUUUGUGUGGAACUGAAAUGUUAUUAAAUUUAAAUACCUAUGUAACCCACUGCUGGAAAAAAAAACCAAUAAGAACACUUGUUUAUGAUUAAUGAA
Scaptodrosophila lebanonensis is the source of this 1007-nucleotide messenger RNA. It is a transcript of the gene Vps2, whose product is annotated as charged multivesicular body protein 2a. The transcript has 2 exons. Gene Ontology annotation, biological process: endosome transport via multivesicular body sorting pathway; protein transport; late endosome to vacuole transport. Bases 88 to 837 code for a protein of 249 amino acids. Lineage: Eukaryota; Metazoa; Arthropoda; Insecta; Diptera; Drosophilidae. The record is from RefSeq and is a predicted model, not a curated record. Gene Ontology annotation, cellular component: ESCRT III complex; multivesicular body.